UCGUGAAAUAAAUUUUAAGAUCCGAACAAUUUUUUUUUAAUCAAAAACUCUACCGAUUAGUACGGCAUGUUUUAAAUAAAACUGGCACUUUUUGGAUUUAAAGUGCAUUAAGAUUACGUUUAUUAAGUCGAGUUCAAUAUAAAUGGAAAGUAAUGUGAAUUAAAGUGGUCGAAUAGUAAAUUAUAAAAUGAUUGGAAAAAAAUCGCGAUUAUUUUUUUUUAUUUCGCUGUGUGGGCUGAUGUUGGCAAUUUUAUUUGCGACGUGGGGCAUACCAAAUAUAGUGAGGAGCCAAAUACAGAAGAACGUGCAGAUCGACCCGUCCUCGCAAAUGUUUGAUAAGUGGCGGAAGCUGCCGAUGCCACUCACUUUCAAGGUCUACGUGUUCAACGUGACCAACGCCGAGGAUAUCAGCGGCGGUGCCAAGCCCAGGCUUGAAGAGAUCGGGCCCUACGUCUAUAAGCAAUACAGAGAGAGGACAAUUCUCGGCUACGGUGAGAACGACACGGUGGAGUACAUGCUGAAGAAGACGUUCGUCUUCGACCAGAAGGAGACGGGCUCCUUGUCGGAGGACGACGAAGUAACUGUCAUCAACUUCACUUACAUGGCGGCUCUGCUUGAAGUCCAAGAGUUGAUGCCGAGUCUGGUGGGGAUGAUCAACGGGGCGCUAGAGGAGAUGUUCAGCAACCUGACGGACCCGUUCCUGCGGGUCAAGGUCAAAGACCUCUUCUUCGAUGGAAUCCACCUUAACUGUAUGGGAAACUCAGCCUUAGGUCUAGUAUGCGGAAAAAUUAAAUCUGAUAAACCUACCACAAUGCGUCGCUCUGAAGACGGAAACGGUUUUUACUUCUCCAUGUUUAGUCAUAUGAAUCUAACAGAAUCCGGCCCAUACCAGAUGGUACGCGGUACAAAAGACAUCCAGGAGCUUGGGCACAUCGUUUCUUACAAAGGAAAGAAAGAUAUGAAGAGCUGGCGGGAUCCGUACUGUAACCAGCUGAACGGGUCUGACGCCUCCGUCUUUCCACCGGUUGGGGGGGACUCGCCUCCUAAACGGCUGUACUCCUUUGAGCCCGAAGUAUGCAGAUCUCUGUAUGUCAAUCUAGUCGGCCCAGCCACCAUUUUCAACAUGAAGGCGAACUACUACGAAAUCGAAGAAGAAGCACUCGCAGCUAAAACUGCGAACCCGAAUAACAAAUGCUUCUGUCGAAAGAACUGGAGCGCCAACCACGACGGCUGCCUACUGAUGGGCGUGCUAAACCUAGAGCCUUGUCACGGCGUGCCGGCGCUGGCGACGUUACCACACUUCUACCUAGCCUCCGAAGAACUACUGGAGUAUUUCGCCAGAGGCAUCAGUCCAGAUAAAGAGAAACACAACACUUACGUGUUCCUUGACCCGAUCGGCAAACCGUAACUGAAUUUGCUGCCGCAGCUCAAUGUCUUGCAUAACUCACGUACAUCAUCACAUUUUCCGUGCUGCCCCGAACUUCAUCUUGCCCCUGUCUCCCACUACCUUUAAGGUUUUUCACUUUUUUUGACCGAGAAAAUCAUUAGCUUGCAUUGUGUACCUGGGGGCUUAUCUUGAUUGAAUUAACAUGACAUGAAUUUGAUCUAGAUUUGUUAUUGAUAUAACCUGUCACUGUCAAAAGUAAUAUUUCUUCAACCAUGAAAGUCACUUUUUAAUGAAUAUAUGUGUGCUUCAAAUCGUGUAACUUUAAUUUGAACUACUUCUCAAGCAUUCAAGUAUUUUUAUUGCACUAGUGUUGUUAAACAGAAGAUAAUGCUCAAACAUGAACCCUGUAAGGGCAUCGCAACAAUUCUUAUUUGCUAAACUUAAA
Messenger RNA from Cydia pomonella (codling moth), 1832 nucleotides. RefSeq names its product sensory neuron membrane protein 2-like. Bases 188 to 1408 code for a protein of 406 amino acids. Lineage: Eukaryota; Metazoa; Arthropoda; Insecta; Lepidoptera; Tortricidae. Gene Ontology annotation, cellular component: membrane; cytoplasm. The transcript has 10 exons. The record is from RefSeq and is a predicted model, not a curated record. Gene Ontology annotation, molecular function: scavenger receptor activity.